UUCAGAUCCUGACUAUUUUGUAGAUUCUUUCUUUUUCUACAUCUGUAUUUCAUGCAUAACUUUAUCUUCUGGCAAAGUUGGUUCCAACUAUGCCUUUUUUAAGGCAAAAAAUUCAGAGGUUUCAGCUAAGUCAAUAUGGAAGGCUGUAUUCUUCAGUUUCAAAGGCUGUGUCAGAACAGAAGUAGAAAGCUAAUUUCAGUUUUAGCUUUGAUGUUUUCUUUUCUUUUGGUCCUUCAUACCUUCACUCUUCCUUCUAGAAGAACUUAUUCAACUCAGUAUCCUACUCCAAAAUUACCUGCAAACACCAAGUUGAACUCACUAAAUAAGAAUUUCUCUUCUCAAUCUCAAGGAGUUGGAAAGCUCUCUCAUUUGAGUGACUCUUACAGCUCGAUCAAAUCAUUAAACCUUUCUAAGAGACCAGAUCAUGAUUUAAGGGUCAGUGAAGUGGAUGAAAAGUUAAAAAAUGAUGGUUCUGAUGAUAGUAGCUGGUUGGAUGGGGAUGAGAAUCCUGUUAUGAGAUUUUCUGAUGAUCUUGGUGACGUAACCGGAAUAAAGAAGGUUGGGGAUUCAGUUUAUGAGUUUCUCUCCAUAUCAGAUAGAAAUAGAAAAGAAAAUCCUCUUUUAGACAUCGAGCAAAGAAGAAUUCCAGCUAAUGAAUUAAUGAAAGGAGAGUUAAGUGUGAAUUCAAGUAAGAAUGCCAUAAUUUCAGUUCCUAUUGCUUCAUUAACAGAAAUUACAAAAGCAGAAAUGGUAACUUCACUAAGUCAGCAGGUAAAACAAGAACUUAGUAAUGUUCUAACCAAAUUAAACGCCAGCAUGAGCUAUGCGGACACUUUGAACGAGAAAAAUGCGUUGAUUAUGUCGCCACUAACCUUGUCUGAAAUGAAUAGUCUGUUGUGCAAAAACCGUGUUUUGCAUCAUUCAAUGAGACCUAGAUGGUCAUCAGCACCUGACAAGCAGAUAUUAGCUGCACAGAAAGAAAUUGAAAAUGCUCUCAAUGUUGAAAACGACCGGCAACUCUUUGCGCCGUUGUACCGAAACAUUUCGAAGUUUAAAAGAAGCUACAAGCUGAUGGAGAAGACUCUUAAGAUCUACAUCUAUGAAGAAGGAGAAAAGCCAAUAUUCCAUCAGCCACUCCUCAAAGGCAUUUAUGCUGCUGAAGGAUGGUUCAUGAAACUGAUGGAGAGCAGUAAACACUACAUUGUAAAAGACCCAAGUCAGGCUCAUCUCUUCUACAUGCCAUUCAGCUCUCGUCUCCUACAAUUGGCUCUUUACGUUCCCGGUUCGCACAAUCGAACGAACAUGAGACUUCAUCUCAAGAACUAUUUACGUAAGAUUACAGUGAAAUAUCCUUUCUGGAAUCGAACGGGGGGCGCCGACCAUUUCUUCGUCGCUUGCCAUGACUGGGCGCUUAAUGAAACAAACACGAUCAUGAACCGCAGCAUUCGUGCCCUCUGUGUCGCAGAUCUAGGUCAAGGGUUCAAGCUGGGCAGAGAUGUCUGUCUUCCUGAAUCCAAAAUUCGUUUGCCAAAGAAUCCUCUCAAAGAUAUCGGCGGAAGGCCUUGGAAUCAAAGGCCAGUUCUUGCUUUCUUCGCCGGGAACUUACAUGGCAUCCUUCGAAGUAUUCUUCUGGAGAACUGGGAGAGCAAGGAUCCCGACAUGAAGGUUUUUGGCCCCUCGACAUUGAGUGGGGCGAGGAGUAAGAUGGAUUAUGUCCAGUAUAUGAAGAGCAGCAAAUACUGUAUCUGUCCCAGGGGUUAUGAGGUUAACAGCCCCAGAUUAGUGGAGUCAAUCUUCUUUGAGUGUGUUCCGGUGAUCCUAGCUGACAAUUAUGUGCCACCAUUUUUUGAAAUUUUGAAAUGGGAGAAGUUUUCUGUGGUUGUUCCAGAGAAGGAUGUGCCCAGACUGAAAGAAAUACUGGUAGCCAUUACUAUGUCAGAGUAUAGGGAGCUGCAGAUGGGGGUGAAGAGGGUGCAGAGGCACUUUCUGUGGCGCAACAAGCCUGUGAAGUAUGACUUGUUUCAUAUGAUGCUACAUUCUAUUUGGCUGAGUAGAGUUUAUAACAUAGAAGUCAGAUGAGGAACUAAUGUCGGGGCAUUUACAUACAUUCCACCCAAUUCCUAGAUAUUUACAUAUAUAACUCCUAAGCUUUACAUUUUACAUCUGUACCACUCAAAGCUUUGAUAUCACAUAAAAAAUACCACCAUUUUAAUUUUAAAAAGUGAGAUACACUUUUUUAUGCACGGGUAAGGUGGGAUGUAAUUAAAAAUUGAAGUUUUAAGUGUCGGAUAUGUAAAUACAUAGGAAUUGAGUGGUAUGUAUGAAAAUUUUCCAUUUCUUUUACAUCUUUUGCUUGUUUUUGAUGUUCCAAGUCUUUUGAUUUAGGAUCUGUAAGCAGUUUUGUCUUGCGAGACAGAUCCAUGUAUGCUCUGACGCCCUGACCUCCCUCUAAUAGAAGAGAAAUGAAUGAGAUGAGGGAGUUUAGCAUGAGAUUCCGUGUCAAAUUUUAAGAAGACAUAUGAGAUAGUAGAUAAGAGACCACGUAGAUGUCUUGCUCUCAUUUUGUGAGG
Phalaenopsis equestris is the source of this 2570-nucleotide messenger RNA. RefSeq names its product probable glycosyltransferase At3g07620. The transcript is spliced from 5 exons. Gene Ontology annotation, molecular function: glycosyltransferase activity. The record is from RefSeq and is a predicted model, not a curated record. Bases 136 to 2079 code for a protein of 647 amino acids. NCBI's taxonomy places the organism in Eukaryota, Viridiplantae, Streptophyta, Magnoliopsida, Asparagales, Orchidaceae.